Molecule: messenger RNA, 1378 nt
Organism: Saccostrea cuccullata (small rock oyster)
Lineage: Eukaryota; Metazoa; Mollusca; Bivalvia; Ostreida; Ostreidae
Product: retinol dehydrogenase 7-like
Exons: 4
Coding region: 244-1230 (328 amino acids)
Biological process (GO): steroid metabolic process
Cellular component (GO): intracellular membrane-bounded organelle
Molecular function (GO): oxidoreductase activity
Source: RefSeq, a predicted model, not a curated record
GACAGGUUAACAACUGAACAUUGAUUGUAUAUUAUCACUUGCAAAAUGAUUUUACUCUUAUGAGUGACACGGGGCCAACUCAUCAGAAAUAUCUGCAACAUACUAGUGUCGCCUCUAUUUAAGGAACAAAUGACACCUGUUUGUCGUGGUUGGGUCAGAAGCGCAAUACCUUCCGAAGAUAUGGCCUAGUUAUCAACCUGACCAUUAUCUGAGUUUUCUAUCUUAACUGAUACAAAUACGAACAUGUGCUGCCUAUUAUUUCUAUUCAUAAUCUUUUUGUAUAUUUUAUACAAAAUUUAUGAGUAUCACAAAGGAAAAACAUCUAUUGAUGGCAUUAAUAAUCGCUACGUCCUCAUAACGGGAUGUGAUUCUGGCUUUGGAAAUGCUUUAGCCCGUUUACUGGAUAAGCAGGGUGUACCAGUGUUUGCAGCAUGUCUAACCGAGAAGGGUGGAACAGAACUGAAGAAACAUACGUCAUCAAGACUACGUGUUUUACAACUUGACGUCACGGAUCAGAUCAGCAUCCGUAAUGCUGUGGAAUUUGUCAAACGUCAUUUGCCAGAAUCUUCAGGUUUAUGGGGGCUAGUCAAUAAUGCUGGUCUACAGGUUUUGCACGCACCUUUGGAGUUUCAUUCACCUGAAGCUGUAGAAAAAUGUUUAUCGGUAAACCUGUUUGGAUCCAUAAACAUGACAAGAUCAUUUUUGCCUCUCGUGAGAAAAGAGAAAGGUAGACUUGUAUAUGUCACUAGCGAGUGUGUUUUCCGGGAACAGGCCUGUCGGGUUCCUUACGUCAUCAGUAAAGUUGGAGUUGAAAGUAUGGCAGAAUGCCUAAGAAGGGAACUGUAUGACGUUGGUGUGACGAUUCAUACUAUCCAGCCAGGGGCAUUCAAAACAAGCAUAAUCGUAGAUAUAAACGAGAUGAAAGCUACACUACAGAGAGCAUACGAAGCUGCUGACGAAGAAGUUCAGGAGUUCUAUGGAAAGCAAUGGUUAAAUAAAACAAAGGAAUCGAUGGAUGGUAUUCCAAAUGUUCAGUGUAAGGAUCUGUCCCUGGUGACCACCGCCAUUUACCACGCGCUGUUUUCUGUGAUGCCAAAGAAACGUUAUAGAUGUGGACCUGACUGUAUCUAUCAUUUUUACCCCGUCUCUCUGUUACCUCAAUGGUUCAACACGUGGUACUGGUCAAUGACGCCACCGCCGGACGCCAUCACUAAAGGACUGAAAAAUUAAUAUAUUUAUUCCUGACAUUAUUCUUGUCUUUUAUUUUUUUGGUUGAAAAAAAAGUGAUUAAAUCAGACGCUCAUUAAGCCAAAUUAUUUAAGUAGUCGUCUUCAACAACAUUUUCCAAUAUAAUGUAAAGUUAUUUACUUGUUACAUA